This is a messenger RNA of Vigna radiata var. radiata (mung bean), 969 nucleotides long. RefSeq lists its product as uncharacterized. The record is from RefSeq and is a predicted model, not a curated record. Bases 1 to 969 code for a protein of 322 amino acids. Gene Ontology annotation, molecular function: clathrin-cargo adaptor activity. Gene Ontology annotation, biological process: vesicle-mediated transport; intracellular protein transport. The transcript is spliced from 8 exons. Gene Ontology annotation, cellular component: AP-1 adaptor complex; membrane coat; intracellular membrane-bounded organelle. NCBI's taxonomy places the organism in Eukaryota, Viridiplantae, Streptophyta, Magnoliopsida, Fabales, Fabaceae.
AUGGCUUCAGAUGGGAAGAAAAGCGAUGAUAUGGAUUCGCUGUUUGACGGGAUGGUACUGUUUAACCCUGCUGCCGAUAUUGAAAUUGGAGUUGAAGCAGAGGUCCGACAAGACAAUUACAAUGGUAGUGAUGCGCUGACAACAUCGCAGCCCCUUGACGAGAAUCUCUUCUCCGACCUCACGCUUGUGGUGGAUCCCCUCCAAAGGUUUCUGAAAAGGGAUUUAGGAUUUAAUAAAACUGAAUUUGGGAUUCAAUCAAUUUUGCAGGUUACAAGAAAGUGUUUCGUGAUAAAGGAGAUGAAGCGAGGAGCUUCGUUUCGCGGUGAUGCUCUUGGUGACGCUGUGAUUUUGGAGUUUUUACACUACAAGUUUCGAGAUUUGACGGUGGUUCUAAUGAAACUCACGAUGCUUUUCCUUCCGGUGGCGAGGUGGUGGAGGAGACGAGCAUCGCUAGCAGUGAUGGAGCUAAUACAUUUUUUUUUACAGAUCCAUUUUGUGCUUCUUAUCAGUCGACAAGGAAAAGUAAGACUCACAAAAUGGUAUUCACCAUACUCUCAAAAGGAGAGAUCCAAGAUAAUUAGAGAAUUAUGUGGAUUAAUUAUCUCUAGAGCUCCGAAACUGUGCAACUUUGUGGAGUGGAAGGGAUUCAAAGUUGUUUAUAAAAGAUAUGCUAGUCUUUACUUCUGCAUUUGCAAUGAUGAAGAAGACAACGAAUUAGAGACCUUGGCCAUUAUUCAUCACUUUGUCGAAACAUUAGAUCGUUAUUUUGGCAGUGUUUGUGAGCUGGAUUUGAUUUUUAAUUUUCAUAAGGCAUAUUUUAUAUUGGACGAAAUUUUGAUAGCUGGAGCCAUGCAGGAGACUAGCAAGAGAACAACUUUGAGACUGAUAACUGCACAAGAGGAUUUGGUAGAAGUUGCUAAAAUGGAAGCAAGUUCAUUGAGCAAUAUAAUCGCCCAGGCUACAAAGUAA